Messenger RNA from Gymnogyps californianus (California condor), 2749 nucleotides. RefSeq names its product KIAA2013 ortholog. Lineage: Eukaryota; Metazoa; Chordata; Aves; Accipitriformes; Cathartidae. The record is from RefSeq and is a predicted model, not a curated record. The transcript has 3 exons. The coding region runs from base 1 to 1905 and encodes 634 amino acids.
AUGUGGCUGCAGCAGCGGCUGAAGGGGCUGCCGGGGCUGCUCUCCAGCAGCUGGGCGCGGCGGCUGCUGCUGCUGCUGGCGCUCCUGCUCGUCGCCUACUGGUACCUGGGGGCGGUGCGGGUGCGGCGGGGCGCGGGGCGGGGGACCGAGCCCCGCGGCGCCGCCGCCCUCUGCCUGCAGGCGGCCACGGGCGCCUGGCGGGCGCAGGCCGAGCGCGGCGAUGCGCUGCCGCUGCCGGAGGAGGCGGCCGGGGCCGGCGGCGGGCCGGGGCCGGGCCUGGCGCUGGCGGGCAACGGCUUCCUGCUGCUGGACGUGGCCGCCGGCCGCCUCUGGGUGUCGGCGGCGGGAUCCGGCGGCGGCCCGGCGCUCGCCACCGAGUACCCGGCGCUGGUGCGGCUAAGGGCGCUGGGCGGGCGCGGCGAGGCGCGGGCGGCGCUGGCGGCCCUGCGGGACGGCGCCGUGCGGCGGGUGCGGUGCGUCCAGACGGGGUCUGGGGCGGGCGCCGGGGACUGCGUGACGGUGCGGGAGGAGGUGGUGGCCCACCGGAGCCGGCCGCAUCUCUACCUGCAGCGCAUCCGCAUUGCCAACCCCACCGAGCGGGUGGCUGCUUUCGAGGCCUCGGCCCCAGCUUCUGCACCCUCGCUGGGCGGCCGCUUCACCACCAGCCUGGAGAAGGUGGAGGAGCGGCAGUUCCUGCUCUCCUCCGGUCGCCUGCUACUGGCCGGGAGCCCCAAGGUGGUGCUUAUGGUGGUGGCUGCCAAGAAGCUCGUGAGCCGGGUGCAGGUGGCGCCCAAAUCCCACUUUGAUGAAACCGUGCUCUCCGUGGUGUACACCUCAGAGCCCAUCGAGGUCUCCAGGCUGGAGGAGACCUUCAGCAAGCUGAGGGAGUCGGCCAAGAAAGAGAUGCUGGAGGUGAUGCAGAUGGGGGUGGAAGAUCUUUUCCAGGAGCACCAACAGACCUGGUCUGACCUGUUCAUUUCAGGGGUUGAAAUGAGAAAGAUCACAGAUUCGCAUACACCAUCCAGUGAGACUGUUAACAUGACCCUCUACUAUGUGCUGUCAAGCAUGCCAGCUCCUCUCCUAGAUCCACUCAUUAGUGGUGAGGACAGAGAAAAAAUGGAAGCCAGCUUGAACUAUGCUGACCACUGCUUCAGUGGCCACGCGACCAUGCAUGCAGAGAACCUGUGGCCAGCAAAGCUGACUAGUGUCACGCAGAUCUUGCAGCUCUCAGACCUGUGGAAGCUAACUCUCCAGAAACGGGGAUGCAAGGGUCUUGUGGCAGCUGGAGUCCAUGGACUUAUGCAGGGAAUGGUGCUUAGUUUUGGGGGUCUGCAGUUCACAGAAAACCAUCUUCAGUUUCAGGCUGACCCUGAUGUACUUCAUAACAGCUAUUCCUUACGUGGGAUCCAUUACAAUAAGGACUUGAUUAAUCUAGCUGUUCUGCUGGAUGCUGAAGGAAAGCCCUUCUUGCAUGUGUCUGUGAAAUUCCAAGACAAGCCAGUUAGACUAUAUGCGUGUGAGGCAGGCUGUAUGAAUGAGCCUGUGGAGCUGACCUCAGAGGCACGAGGUCAUACGUUCCCCGUCAUGGUGACUCAACCCAUCACACCACUGCUUUAUAUAUCGACAGAUUUGAUCCACUUGCAGGACCUGAGACACACGCUCCAUCUAAAAGCUAUUCUGGCUCAUGAGGAACACAUGGCCAAGCAAUACCCAGGCUUACCCUUCCUGUUCUGGUUCAGCGUGGCCUCCUUAAUCACAUUGUUUCACUUGUUUCUGUUCAAACUCAUCUACAACGAAUAUUGCGGGCCAGGAGCCAAGCCGCUCUUCAGGAGUAAGUGCAAAAAGCCUUGCAGUUUACAGCAAACAAGUCUGUUGCCUCGUCUUAAUUGGACCUACUUAAAAUGAAGGUGAUGCAGAACUUGAUUCCAGAAACAGGGAUGAAGUGGAAGCCAGCUGAAGCUCAAAAUCUGUAGCAGUAAGCAAGAUUAAUGGUGUUGAAAUAACACCUUGUUUCAUUAAUUGAAUGGGAACAUCCCAGUGUCCAAGUGAACUUAGUCCUGCUUUCAGCCUCCAUUUGCACAAGACAUCUGACAAUUUUCCAACUGAGAACAAGGACCUUUUGAAAGCAACAAUCCUUUUGUGCCUUGUUAAGAGAGGAAUCUGAGACUUGGAAGGUGUGGUUAUUCAAGAGUUUAUCCCAGAAGCUGUGUAACAGAUGUUUCUUUUUCCUUGUAAGCUGUUCAGUCCCCUAAGAGUAAUCCAUUUGCUGAAAAUACUUGAAGAUACACCAAGUCCUUUGAUAAUUUGAUUUGGUUUUUAAUUUUACAGGAAAAUAAAGAAUGAUGAUUCCCUUCAGAGAGUUAACUUAACUAGGAAACUUUAGUGUAACUUCCUUUCUGUUAUACAUUUUUUUAAUUUAUUGCUUGGGGGGAGGGGGAGGAUGUUAAUAAUUUUGCCUCCACUUCAGUAACAAGUUAGUCAAUUGAACUGUAGAUAUCUAAGUGCUGGUAACAGGUUUUUCAGCCUUUAUGAUUGUAGAGUGCAAAACCAAUUUAAUGAAAUUGUUUUCUGGAUUUACACUUGGAAAUGUUGAUCUGCAGGUUUCCUAUUCUAAGCAUAUUGAGACUUUGUGCAUUGAUUUGUUUUGGCUAUGGGGGGAGACAUCUCACUUUCUAGUGAUUUAAAGGUCGUUUGGUUUUAAAAUACCAAAGCUGUUGUUUCUAAAUAAAUAUAUUUCAGUCUAAUCUGA